CUUUGGGAUCAAACGCAAAACGGAUGAAAUUUUGGCCCCAUCUUCAAAAUUUGGCUUCUUCUCUCGAUCAUCUUCUCUUGUCCGCAACAACGGACAUCAAGCAAGGAAGUUCAAAACGUUUUGCCAACAAGAUCCAAACACUCAUAAUCGUUUGAAGCGGAGGUAGGAAGCCAUUAUCUGCAAAGACUUGACGAAUAUCACCGAAGAGGAGUCCCUACAGCAACCACCAAUAUGACAGGAGCAGAAGUAGCAGAAGAUGAAGCCAAAGGUUGGGGUAUCAUGGACCGAUACAACAAGACGGUCAGUGGGGAACCGGUCAAAAGCCGGUACCGAUACGGCAAGCAAUCCAAGACAUCCAGUUCCCUGGAAGAUGACGAUGUGCCCAUCAGAGAGAUUGAGGUGCACCCCAAUGAGGGCAAUGUAGGUGCGAUGAUGCAUGAAGCUGGAGAGAUGUUAUCAGUUGUGCUAGGAAAGCUGGGAUUGCCCCAAGACUUCAAAAGUCUUGCCGAGGCGCUGGAAUUCAAGGAACUCAAAGGAGACGUCUCCUGUUUGGUGUUUGGUGGCAACAGCUACGAUGAAACAGACGACGAUGAUGAUUACGAAAAGGAUUCGAAUUCAUUCUAGCUUCAGUUUUGUGGCUACAAGGCGCUUUCAAGCGAUUCUGUUUGCAUGAGGUUAUAAUGGCUACUCAAUGCUCCUGUAUCCUUCACAUAGUUUGCUCCCCAUACCCAAGCCACAACAUCAUCACUCAUUCGCACUCAAACACAUGAGAACUUCGAGUACCCCGUUUAUAAUGCAUUCCAAAUAAUCAAAAGAUUUUGUUAGU
Messenger RNA from Seminavis robusta, 826 nucleotides. NCBI's taxonomy places the organism in Eukaryota, Bacillariophyta, Bacillariophyceae, Naviculales, Naviculaceae. The record is from the annotation of a GenBank genome assembly.